GUUGGCCGAGCGCACUGAGCGACGUUCGGAAUUGUUCGGGUGUGUGCACACGUUUAUAAGCGUCAUGUUUUUUUUAUUUAUUUUUACCGUGCGAUUAACUGACAAGUUUUGAUCUAUGUUCAUUUAGUUGGUUAUCCGCCGCGCGCUAUAACUACUAAGCUGUACAGCCUGACUUCACCACGGUUUCAUUUGUAAGAAAUUUAUUGUAAGAAAUCGGGAACUUGAGUCAACCGAGUAUUGCCGAGUGUUCCCGAGGAGCGGAAGACUGAAGCGGUGCUAGCAAUUAUCGUGGUCUCCAUAGCAACGUGUCCACAAGUUGUUCUCUGGCAGCUGCUGGCGAGACGGUCUCGCCAGUUGCUGCCAGCUGCCCGACUAGCACGGUCGCGUCUGGCUGCUCGACCGUGGGGCGUGCUCUUUGGAAGUCUCUAUGACGUCACGGGGUGUGCUAGUGUUGUAUAAUGUUGAAGAAGCAUGGGCCAGACUCGGCGGUGCGUGUCGUGUAGUGUGUGCGUGUUGUAUUUGCUUGUGAGUGCCACGUGCGUUACUGCGAACGAUGUCGGCUGCAGCGACCGGCCAAACUGCCGCCGCUGCACCAACUCCAGCGAGGGAGGCAUGCAGUGCAUCAAGUGUCGCAACCUAAUUGUGGUCGGUAGCAGGCAGUGUGUCGACCAGUGUCCUGCAGGCUUCACGCAGGAGUGGUCCAAUCUUGUUAACUACAUGGGCAGAAUAUGCACAGGACGCAAUUUCCUGAGCCUUCCAGUUCACUUGUCAGCAGUGGUGGUGGGAGUAGUUUGUGGACUGGCAUUCUGUGUGCUAGCACUCAUUGGAGGCUGCCUCUACCUGAGACAUCGCAGAAAAAACUUGGCCAAGCAUUCCCAGUGCUAUGGCAAUUCCAAAGAAUCAUACGAAGAGGACUUAGAAUUUUUGGAGAAAUUGCAGUUCCUGAAAUACAUGACGACACUGCGCUGCGAAGCACCUUUCUUCCUCGCUAUGCUGAAUGACACACGCAAGCAGGUGCGUGACCUCAGGCGGCUCAGCAGCGGCGACUCUGCAGCACAGGCAUUCAGGCCAGUUCUGUUGGAUUUGGUGCGGAUCUUGUUGCUGCUAAACAGCCCCGAGAACCGGAUACGAGCUCCUCCGACUGACUGGAGAGACCUUUUUUCGUGGGGUGAGAGGGUGUUGCGUCGUUACAAGAGACAAAAUCCUCACCAGGUGGUCCAGGCACAGCUGGUGAACUUUCUUCAAACAGCGGUUACACCGCAGCCCAUCCAGCUCGCACACCUGAAUGCAACAGAACAUCAGUAUUCUCAACAGCCUCAACUUUGCUCUUUCCAUCCCUCAAACAAAACAGCCGUAAACCACCUCACCACUAUUAACAACACCAACCACACCGACUGUGCAAUUAGUGACUCGAACUUGUCGCUGCAACACAUUGCAGCAAUUACAUUUGGUGCUUACUGUGACGACCAGCUGAAGACUGAGAGGGUGUCGAAAAUGCCACCACAGCUUAUCUCGAGCAAGUUUCCAGGUGACCAUGCCAUGCCGGCAGAAUGGCAGUCCACACAGGACUGCCUCCUGGAAGCUGACUUUAUCACACUGGGGUUCCGCCCGCAGGACGAGGUCACCACUGAACUAUGAUAUGGUCAUUUCACUAGCGAUAUUUCUAGUUCUACAUUGACUGUACCAGGAGGUUUGGAAUCAGUAACCAUCUGGGAAGACUAAAGCAGUAGUGCGUAUAAAGCCUGGUUCUGUAGUGAAAUGCGGUAAGAUGAAACAACAAGAGCAUCUGCAGUUUGGGUGGCCCGCCGAGUGUCUGCCAGUGGCCCGUGAUUUGCUCUCGUUACAUACGGCUGUACAAAUCUCUGCUGUUAAAACCCAGUAAUUGAUAAAUCGAUGUUUUAAGUAUGGUUUUAUCAUAAAAAAUCUCAUUUUUGACCUUACUUUGCAAAGAUCCAAAUUACAAGUGAGAUUUUUCGUCGGCGAAUUGCUAGUAAAAUUGCCUGAUAAAUUUAAAGCUUAAAAAAAUGUUUUUUUAUCAACCUCUACAUUUCUUAAAACAAUUCAUAAUUUAUGCGACUCUUAAUUAUAAUAUAGGCCUACAAGAUAAGUUAUAAUUUUAUGUGUACUAGAUAAUAACCCACGGCUUCGCGCGCACAAUUGCUGAGAAUUGCUAAAAUCUUACCAUUAAAAAGGGUUUGUAAUAAAUUCCAAACAUGUUUACUGAAUAAAUAGACAAAAUAAAUUGUCAGAUGCACAAAA
Molecule: messenger RNA, 2259 nt
Organism: Bacillus rossius redtenbacheri
Lineage: Eukaryota; Metazoa; Arthropoda; Insecta; Phasmatodea; Bacillidae
Gene: T48
Exons: 6
Coding region: 472-1638 (388 amino acids)
Source: RefSeq, a predicted model, not a curated record